CGAUCUGCAGAUAAUGGAAAAGAAAAAAGUGUUGAUUUUUGGACAUUCGCUUGUUCACUGGCAAGGGAAAUAUUAUUCUUCUAAUUUGAAACUAAAUUCAAAUGAAUUUAUUAUAAAUUUCCGCGGAGUGCGCGGGGCUAAUCUUUUCUGGAAGCCGUCUGACAAUAAACGAUUCCAAAAGAAAUCAAUGGCUAGAUAUCUCUGUGACGCGGUAAAAGAUACAAAACCCCAAAUCGUGUAUCUGCAAGUGGGAGGCAAUGACCUUGAUAGAUCGUUUGUUUCUGUGGAAGAUGCAGUUGUCGCAACUCUAAGUUUAGCGGAAUUCCUAUUAGCCGGUUACGGAGUGGAAAAGGUCUGCAUUGGACAUGCUUUCCAUCAGCGACUGAAAUCAAAACUUCCCUCGUAUAAUAUCAGGGCUAGGAAAUACAAUGCUCUUUUAACUAAAAAAGUGACUUUGUUGUCGAAUAUCAGUGCCAUUUCAAAUCGAGGAUUUGCAUUAGCCUCACAAGCUAAUUACCGUAAAGAUGGAAUUCAUUUAUCAAACUUUGGAAUUUCAUUAUGGGGAAGAAACCUCAGGCGAACAAUAAUAUUUGUACGGGAUACAAUUUUAUAAAUACCACGAAGCGUAAGUGUUACAAUUAAUUCAUUUAUAUUUGUUAUGCAAACGCAUCUGCUAAUAUCAUUUCCAUUUAUCUGCAGAUCCGUAUACGAUAUAUUAUAUGGGGUUCACGAAACCACAUUUUGUUUAUUGUUAUUGUCAUUGUACUUGGUCACGCAUAUUCUGAAAGACCAAUACUCUACACUUAGAUUGUCCAAUUGAUGCAUUAUAUAUUUAUAUAUAUAUAUAUGAAGCCAUUAUUAAGCGGCUCUUGUCGCUCUUUAUUUGCUAUAAUUGGGUGGACGAAAGUAUUAUUAUACUCAGGACGCUUGUCCAAAAAAUGGCGAUUGCCAAUAAAAACCUUGUGCAUGUAAAAUGUAUUUUGCGGUUAUUUUCGCAUUGGUAAUACUUUACGUACAUGGGAUAUUCUGUCCAUAUCCAAUUUGCAUUCGGGUUUAUUAACCCAUAUCAUUUUAAUUGGUGGACGCAUAUUAGUAUAUAUCAUACGCUGGAUGCUUGUCCAAAAAUUGACGAUUGUCUGAAAAAAUAUGCGUCCAAAAUGUACUUUUGCGGUUAUUAUCGCAUUGGUAAUCCUUUACCUACAUGGGAUGUUCUGCCGAUAUCCAAUUUGCAUUCGGGUUUAUUAAACCAUAUCAUUUUAUUUGGUGGACGCAUAUUAGUAUAUAUCAUACGCUAGACGCUUGUCAAAAAAUUGGGGAUUACCGGAAAAAAUAUGCGUCAAAAAUGUAUUUUGCGGUUAUUAUCGCAUUGGUAAUACUUUAAAUGGAAUAUUCUCUCCAUACCCAGUCGGCACCUGGGUCUAUUAACCCUCAAUCUAUAGUGUAUUUUUCAAUUGUAGGCAUCUUGGUUUAUCCGUUCUUAAAAUGAUUCUUAAUAAUCUGCUAUUAUUUGUUUUACAUGUAAUCAUGGAUGCCUCAAUUAAUUUGGCGCUUAAAACACCAAUAAUUUAAUGUGUAAUACAUGCAUUGCUCCUAAUACUUUUAUGUAUCAAUUACAUCUAGCUAAGUUUUACUUCCAGUAAGAUGCCACCCAAAAGGAAAUCGUCCAAUCCAUCGCCACCAGCUAAACAACCCUGUUUAUCAGAAGACGAUAAAGAGGAUAUCGUGGCCCGCCUGCUUGCAGGGUUUAAAAAACAGCAGGAAGAGGAACUGGAACAAAACAACCCGGAGUGUGCACAAACAACAAACUCGGACGACGAUUCUGAAUCAGACAACGAAGUGUCAUUUCAUCCCAAUCAUGCUAUUAGACGGGCAGCGAAUACAUUGCUAGGCGGUCCGGGUAUACCCCUCCACGUUGGCAUAGACAAGAAAUUUGUUAAACUGAUUCUAUCCGAUGGUUAUUUUGAUAUUGCUCAUCUUCUGAGCAGACAUGACAACGUAGAGGGGUCUAUGAACUACAUGUAUACGGUCAAAUCUGACGCUUCUACAACAAUUCAACUCAAUCCGGUAAAGCCAAAAAAAACAAAUCAAAUCUAUGGAACAGUGGACAUCAGCCUUUCAUAUUUACAUGUCCGUGUAUACACAGGCACACCCUGA
Molecule: messenger RNA, 2154 nt
Organism: Owenia fusiformis
Lineage: Eukaryota; Metazoa; Annelida; Polychaeta; Sabellida; Oweniidae
Source: the annotation of a GenBank genome assembly